AUUAGACUAUAUCCAUUCCAAACAAUAUCCAAUAUCCAAUAUCCAAUAUCCAGCUAGUAUUAGUAGCUUAAUAACAUCCUCAAAAUAUUUGCGUCUUUUUUAUAACCCGAGUCUAUAUAAAAUGUCUUCCAAGUUGUUUGCUGUCGUCGCUGGUGCUGGCCCAGGCACAGGAAGAGCUUGUGCUAUCCGUUUCUCCAAGGCCUACCCCGUGGUGCUUUUGACUCGUACACCCGAGUCGUACCAGGACACCGUGGCCGAGAUUAACAAGGCUGGUGGCAAAGCGAUCGGUAUCAGUGCCGAUACUUCGGAUGUCAAGUCGGUGGAUUCGGCCUUCGAGAAGAUUGCCAAGGAGCUACCAGGCUUCAAGCUUGCUGCGGCUGUUUACAAUGUUGGCGCUGGAUUCCAGAGGAAGCCAUUCCUUGAACUGAGCGUCGAAGACUUCGAUGUCGCUGUCGGUGGUAAUGCUCGCGGCCUCUUCAACUUUGCUCAGAAGACUCUUCCACUACUCUUGGACGCCGUACCAGAGUCAGAGCACCCACCUACCCUACUCAUCACAGGUGCUACGGCUUCUAUCAGGGGUUCAUAUCUGUUCUCAACAAUGGCUGCUAGCAUGUUUGCUCGGCGAGCUCUUGGCCAGUCCCUAGCACGCGAAUUUGGACCCAAGGGAGUACAUGUAGCACAUGCUAUUGUCGACGGAGUUAUCGAUAUACCUCGCACGAGUCACUAUAGCCCUAACAAUGGCGCCGAGGAUGGCAAGAUCAGGGCUGAUGCGAUCGCCGAGAGUUACUGGAACUUACACACCCAGCACCGUUCUGCGUUCACGCAGGAGAUAGACAUACGGCCCUAUGUUGAGAAGUUCUGAGCUUCUUUCUCCUAUCAUUAUCGAAGUGAGAGAUCAAGAUCGUAUUUACUUCUUCCGAGACAGCUGGGACUUCCAAACACAAGUGUU
Molecule: messenger RNA, 949 nt
Organism: Daldinia decipiens
Lineage: Eukaryota; Fungi; Ascomycota; Sordariomycetes; Xylariales; Hypoxylaceae
Product: NAD(P)-binding protein
Exons: 5
Coding region: 122-862 (246 amino acids)
Source: RefSeq, a predicted model, not a curated record